This is a messenger RNA of Cicer arietinum (chickpea), 1628 nucleotides long. RefSeq lists its product as uncharacterized. Lineage: Eukaryota; Viridiplantae; Streptophyta; Magnoliopsida; Fabales; Fabaceae. The record is from RefSeq and is a predicted model, not a curated record.
UUUCUAUCUAUACCUUAUUGGUAUAUGAAAAAUGCAUGAAUUCCUAAUUAAUAAUUGAAACGUUAUCCAAUAUUGUGAACUUUAAUGUGUCUGAUCAUUUCCAUUUCUUCAUUCAUAAGGAAUUGAAACUGAUAAAAUCCCCUUAAAGAUUUCAAUUUAUAUAGUGACUCUUAGAAACUGAUACUUAGAAGAAAAAAAAAUGUAUGUGACAAGGCCUUUGUCUAUGUACAGAAAAUCUCCAAGUACAUUGGAGAUACCACCACCAGAUGCUCCAUAUUCAGGCUAUAUAGUCAUUACAGAUGAGGAAGCAGAAGCUGAAGACACAUGUUGUUGGCGAAUAUGCCGGCGAAAGAAUGUGAAGAAACUACCUUUUCCUCAGGAUAAAGUUUUCUCAAUUACUCAUCCGUCGGAGUAUGAACAAACUUCGAGUGUUAAGGUUUGGUUUCUUCCUGUGCCUGAUCACUCUCUCUCGACGAAUAGAUACUAUGUCAUCAGAGCCAAAGGCAGACACAAAGGGAAAGUAUACAAAUGCUCAAGAGAAGGUGACAUAGUGAGUUGUUGCUUCAACAACAUCUUGAAUGACAAAAGUCCAAAACCUUUCAAUCUAAAAGACUUAUACCAAAUUUUCAAGAUUCAAAGUCACCAAAGUGGUGGUUUCUUUGCUAAGUCCAUUACACCUGAUGGAAUUCCACCAAAAUUCCUAAGAAAAAAAGGAUGGAAAGUUAGAAUAUCAGGUUCAUAUAGAUCAUGCAAACUCAAUGAAGCUCUAGGUGUUGAUGACCCUUUAAGAGAAAAGCUUCCAAGUUUCAAUUUUCCUAUCUCAAGAAAACAUUCACCACCUUUGGUUGUAGGAAAAUGGUAUUGUCCAUUUAUAUUUGUGAAGGAAAAUGGAAGAAAAGUUAAACAACAAAUGAAAAAGUCCAUGUUUUAUAGUAUGACACUUGAGCAAAAAUGGAAGGAGAUUUAUUCUUGUGGAAGAAAUGAAAAUGCAAAUGAAAAUGGAAAUGAAAAUGAAAAUGAUGUUGUGACUGUGAAUGUAUUUGUUGAAAGAGAAGUGGUAUUGAUAGGUGGAAUGGAAGCAUCAAAGAAUGGAAGAAAUGAUAGUAAUGGUUUUAUAUGGUUUAGAGUGUAUAAUCCAUAUAAUAAGAGAAGGGUAAGUGUUGGUUUGAGUUCAGCAAUUAUUGAGAAUAUGAGAUGGUUACAAGAGCAAGGAGGUUGGGUUUAUGGUAAUGGGAAAGAAAGGGUUGUGACAGUUAAAGAAGAGGUAACAUGUGAAAAACAAUGGAAUAGGUUUGGUUGUUAUGUUUUGGUGGAAAGUUUUUGUCUUAGGACAUUAGAUGGGAAAUUAGUUUUGAGAUAUGAUUUUAGGCACACUCACAAGAUCAAGUGCAAAUGGGAGUAAGAAGAAAAUUUGGCUCUAAUCUAAUUAGAUAGAGUAAUUGCUGUAAUUUUCUUAUAUCCAAUGUUUAAGAUUACAAAUGCUAGUAAAUUAGUACUUAAUUUUCAUGUGUUUGAACCUAUAAUCUUCUUUCUUAUAAAUCUUUUAGUGUUUCUUAGCUCACAAACUGAAAGUACUGAACUACCUACGUGGGUCAAGUACAAAAUUUUGUUAAAAUGCUUAAAGUCAA